UUGGGGGGGCGUGAUUUGUGCGGGGAGGGAGACAGGGCUGGCCUGGAGGCCCCUAGCGCCUGUAAUAGCCCGAGAACGGACCCAUUUGUGGCCUUCUAUGCGACCCGUAGGCAGCAAUGGCCGUAGCUGCGGCUUUUAUUCCUUAGGAGUUAGGGACCCACCUCCUCUGUCCCUAUCCUGUAGUCCCUCUGCAUGGCGCCUGCCCCUGUAUGCUAAUAGGCCGCCCCAGACAUCCUGUCCUUCACGUUGCCCUUUCUGCAGUAAUGGUGCCAUCCGCCCCGCCCCCUCUCGCAGUGAUGGACCAGGUUAUGUGGUCCUGUGCUCCUGUAACUUCAACAUUCAAUGACUAUCCUCCAAGUCUUUCUAUCGUUAUGGCUGUCUGUGACUGUGGGCCAAGCUGUCCACCCACAGUAAUAAGCCUAACUCAUGGCUGUACCUUCAUCUUAAUCUUCAAAUUAAUGGCUCUAUUUGUGGCACCUGUAAUAAGGGGUGAAGCCCUGAUUCUGUGCCAAUUCCCCAUAUCCCCUCCCUACCAGGAUAGGCCUAGUUUCACCCCCAUGUCCGUGCUCCCAGACAAUUUCACCCCUAUAUCCGUACUUUGUGUCUUCUUCCCCUGUGUCUUCAUGCCCCUCUUUCUCCCUUUGGAGUCAUGGGAUGGCUAGUGGCCCACAGCUCCCCCUAUACUUUGCCUCAUUGUUGUGUUGGAACCAUCCAUAGCCCUCUCUCUCUCCCCACCUUCGUGAUAACCAGCUGGCUGGCCCAUGACCUUGUGUCUGGAGUGAUGGACCCAUCUGUGACCCUGUGGCAGUUCCUGCUGCAGCUGUUGAAGGAGCAGAGUAAUGGGCACCUAAUAGCCUGGACAUCUAGCGACGGGGAAUUCAAACUGGUAGACGCUGAGGAAGUGGCACGGCUCUGGGGUCUGCGAAAGAAUAAGACCAACAUGAACUACGACAAGCUGAGCAGGGCGCUUCGGUACUACUAUGACAAGAAUAUCAUCCGUAAGGUGAGUGGGCAGAAGUUCGUCUACAAAUUCGUAUCCUUCCCGGAGGGGCCAGGCCACGAAGGGGAGGAGGGCCAGGUCCGGGCUGAGAUAUCUCCAGAGCCCCUGCGGCCGCUGAAGGCCUCUCUAGGGAGCAUUGGGUCCUCUGCCCCCACCCCUGUGCGCAGCAGCCGGAAUGAGUACAUGCGUUCUGGGCUCUACUCCACCUUCACCAUCCAGUCCCUGCAGCAGCUAAGCCCAGUCCGGCCUGCUCGGCCAGUACCGGAGCCACUUAGCCCAGCCAGCCUUGAGGCCCCAGAGGCCCGAAUGCCAUUGCAGGUCAUCCUAAUGGCCCCUGCCGAAGGCGUUGCGGAGGCCGGGGAGCCCGAGGCUUCGACCACAGCCGCAUCUCUGAUUCUUCCAUCCGAAUCGAAGGGGGAGCGGCCUCUGGAGGAGGGGACUGCUGUCGUCAUGGAGACUGGCUUGGAGGUCGUCGAGUCGCCGGGCCCCGCCCCCGCGCCGACCCCAGAAUCCAAGGCCCACCCCCCAGCCCCCUCCAAGGGUCGCAAACCCCGCGAUUUGGAGUUGCCGCUGGGGCCGAGCCCCGAGCCGGCCGCGGUUUCCGGCCUCGGCCAGGCACUCACGCCUUCUUUGCUCACCUCCCACGCCCUGACCCCGGUGCUUCUGACGCCCAGUGCGCUGCCCCCCAGCAUCCACUUCUGGAGCACCCUGAGCCCCAUCGCGCCCCGCAGCCCUGCCCGCCUCUCCUUCCAGGCGGGGAGUCUGUGCACUGCUUCUCCAACUUUGAGGAGGCUUCCAGCCAAUGCCAAGGGCUCCUGGGCGAGGGUGUCAGCAAGGAUGCCUGCUGCCUCAACGCUGCCCACGGCUUCCAGAUCCCAGGGAGCCCAACCUGCCAGGCUUGCGGGGCCCCUCGCUGGUCACCUUGGUCUGCUUGGUCCCCGUGUUCGGUGUCCUGCACGGAGGGUUCCCAGCUGCGUCAUCAACGCUGCCUGGGCCAGGGAGGCCUGUGCCCUGGGGAGGGGCAGCCUGGGAGCCUUCGUUGGGAGCUACAGGCAUGUCAGGACCAGGACUGUUGCCCAGAGGCUGGUGGUUGGUCUGACUGGGGACCAUGGAGUGCAUGCUCCGUAUCUUGUGCCCGGGGUGUGCGGAGCCGCAGAAGGGCCUGUGACCAGCCAGUCCCAAAGUGUGGGGGCAGCUGCUCUGGUGGGGAAACUGAGACUAAGCCAUGUGACACAGAGACCCUCUGUCCCAUACAUGGGGUCUGGGCAGCCUGGGGGCCUUGGGGACCCUGCUCAGCCUCUUGUCAUGGAGGACCCCAGGCCCCUACCCAACGUAGAACCAGAACAUGCUCUUCUCCGGCCCCCUCAGUCCAGCCCCCAGGGAACCCCUGUUCUGGGCAGGCCUAUGAGCAGCACGGUUGUAAAAGCCUCCCACCAUGCCCUGUGGAGGGUGGCUGGGGCCCCUGGGGGCCUACUAGCCCUUGCUCAGUGACCUGUGGCCUGGGUCGGACCCGGGAACAGCGUCUGUGCAACAACCCCCCACCUCAGCAUGGAGGUGCGCCCUGUGGUGGAGAUGCAACCCGGGAUG
This is a messenger RNA of Phascolarctos cinereus (koala), 2587 nucleotides long. It is a transcript of the gene ELK1, whose product is annotated as ETS transcription factor ELK1. NCBI's taxonomy places the organism in Eukaryota, Metazoa, Chordata, Mammalia, Diprotodontia, Phascolarctidae. The record is from RefSeq and is a predicted model, not a curated record. Gene Ontology annotation, molecular function: sequence-specific DNA binding; DNA-binding transcription factor activity, RNA polymerase II-specific. Gene Ontology annotation, biological process: cell differentiation; regulation of transcription by RNA polymerase II. Gene Ontology annotation, cellular component: nucleus.